This is a messenger RNA of Symbiodinium sp. CCMP2592, 3222 nucleotides long. The record is from the annotation of a GenBank genome assembly. NCBI's taxonomy places the organism in Eukaryota, Dinophyceae, Suessiales, Symbiodiniaceae.
AUGUCCGAUGUUCACAAGUACGAACAGCAACAGAACGAGACCCUGGCCAAGAGACGCAAGACCGGAGCUCAUGUUCCACAACAAGGUGCCGAACAUUCGCUCAAUGACCACGUUGUGCAGGUCACCGACCAGCAAUCUCUCGAACUUCGGACCUGCCUGGGCAUCCUGUGGCCGGAGAACGUUUAUGAGUCCAAGUUUGGCCAAAAGCCGAACCCCAAGCAGAUCACCAAGAUCAAACAAGGGGGCACCUCCCUCACAGGAGUGCUUCUUCCGAGAUCCGAAGGGCUUGAGCCUGGAUGCACCGAAGUCUUCGACGUGAAGCAGUCGGCAGCAACGAAUGUGGUCACAACGGCCGAUGCAAACACAGCGAUCAAUGCGAAGGAGAUGACGGGCGCUUGGGAGCGUGCCCGUGACAUGCACAACUUCGCCACGCGUACCAAGGCCGAGACAGAGAAUUCCCCAGAGGUGCACACUCUGGCCCAAGCUGGCAAGCGGAAAAGGGUCGACGAGUUUGAUGACCUGAUGGAGUUUGAUUACGGCAUGCUGAGCAUCGAAGGAGCCGGCGAUGAUGACGACGGCAAGGCCGGUGGCAAGGGGCGCGGCAGAAAGGGCAGAGGCAGCAACGGUGGUGGCAAGCCCAGGCCAAAACCGAAGCCUGCGCCUGCGCCUGGGGGUGACAAUGCCCCUAACCCGUCGCCAGAGAAGCCUGCCAACAAGAGCGAGGCGAAGGUGGCCAAAGAAGUGCAAGCCUCGGAGCGGGUUCUGUUGGAGGGCAAGCAGAUCCUAGAGAACUUGCAGUGCAGUGACCGACUGCAGAUGGUCAAGACCAAAGCGCUUCAGACUGUUGCCGACAAGGUGAAGAAUCGACUGACGCCGUCGUUGGUGGGGGUAUAUACUUUGAACUAUGACCCCACCGCAUCCUCCAGUGCCAAUGCUGCUUCGCCGGGAAUGCGUGUCCUUGAGGAACUCAGGGCCUUGCAAACCUCGCUUGCCAGUGUUACCGCACUGGUGACGGCCCUGAACGAUGAGAAGUCAACAGGGCGGGACAUAUGGGAGGCAGCGAAAGCUGCAGGGGAUUACAAAAUCCCGGCCAAGCUGAUGGAGAUGGCCCUUUCACGGGACAUCGAUUCUGCUGCCAGGACCAGCGAUGUGGACAAGUUGAAGGUCUUGUUGGGUGCGAAUGCCGGUGGAGGAGCCGGAGAGGGUUUCAAUGCGUCGCUGAUCGAGGGUGACGCAGUCAGACUUGCAUUCUUGGACAGGGAGGUGAUUCGGCUUAUUGCCGAACUCCUCCGAGAGGACAACAAAGCCGCGGCUGUGAAGUCCCUCCUCGAGGCAAUCUUGAAGGAAGGCCUCCUGCCGGAUGAGUCUUCGAUCAAAGGUGAGCUGACAAAAUUGCAGCCGCUGUUGGACCCCAUGAACCAAGACGUGCUUGCCUUGGAUGACCUCAAAGCGUUGCUGCAAGACUUCCGCUGCAACAAGGAUUUGAAGCUGCACAAGUGCCUCAACAACUUCAGCACCGGCCUCCAAAUCUUGGAGGCGGCGUCCCUUGCUUACGACAGAAGGGUCAAAGACGUGGCUCUCGAGAGCCGCCUCACGGAGCUGAGGACUAAAGUGUCGGAGGAGCCCGACUUCAAGGCCGACGAGUACUUGGAGCAGUUGCUGGCCUUCUGUUCGAAGUACGAGAAAGCCGCUGACGAGAUGGCAGACAUCCGGAGGACUGCCAGCACGGAGUUCAUCGCCCGUGCGGUUGACAAGCUUGGGUUUGUCGACAAGAAGAUUCAGGCAUACGCGCAAGCUGUCUGCAAGCGGGGUGAGGAGAGCGCGUGCGAUCGCUUGAGCAAGGCCUGCCAGUUCCUGCUGGAGGUGUCGGAGGGCCAGAUCGCUGGUGGUGAGUUGGAGCAGAAGGUGAUCGUGAUGGAGAGAAUGUGCAGAGAAUUGAGCCAGGAGAUCGAGGAAAAGAGUGACCUCACGUUGGCUAAGGUGCUGGAUGUGGAGAGUCUCAAGAAGCCGAGGGCAGAGUUGGAAAUCUACAACAACGUGGCACGCAUCCUCCGCAGCAACUGCCGGGCAUUGCUUGUGGGCUGUCCUCUGGACUGUGCUGAUAUUCCCGAACACCAGCAGGCACUUGUGGAGUUGCUUGGGCAGCCUCCGCAGCAAGUGGAAUCGGUGCAAGGCUUUGCUGCCUUCAAGGAAACGGCCAUCUCGAAAUUUCACUUUAUGGUGGAGACGGCUUUGGUGGAGACACUGAAACCCGUCACGAAGGUUGGCUUUGUAAAGACGAUAGUUCGGUCUUUGCUUCUCUGCGAGCCGGAUGUUGCCAUCGACCCUUCCGCUCUAGAAGCUGAUAUCAGCACGAAGGAGAUGUCUGAGGCCGGCGACAAGACUCUGGCCUUGCUUAAGAGCAUGGCAGCCUGGAAGGACCGUAACUUCGGAGGGCUCGCGGCGGCCAUCCUGGCUGAUUCGGACGGCAACACCUUCAAUGUGCCACUUUGGUUGGUCUGCUACCUGCCGGCAUUCUGCAAAAGCAUCACCGAGGUGAAGGCCAUUGCCCGCAAGAAAGACUCCAUCAUCAGUCCCGAUGCGGAGAGGGAUGAGGAGGACAUCUAUGAGGAGUUUGCCACGGCCAUCUUGAAAGCGAAGACGGCGGCCGACGAUGUGCUUUGCAGCCUGCGUGGGUUCGAGGAGCCGGACUCCCAGCAAGGCAUGAAGAUGAUGGUCAUGCAGAAGUUCGAAAGCGGAACGGUGAAGGCCAUGAAGCAAUUGGCGUCAGGCUUGUGCAGCAGUCUCCUUGCGGAGACGACGCGUGCGCAGCAGCAGAUCGACACCCUCCUUGCCAAGCAAGAGUUGUCAUCAGUUCGCAGCAGUUUGCAGCAGGGCUGUGAUCAGGUAACCUUGAACUCACUUUUGCCCAUUGCGCAGAGUGCGGACACGAAGCAGCUGCAUCAGGAGGUCAAGGGUCAAGUCGUUGGAAUCCGCGACGGAAUCCAUCAAAGCUUUGACAGUGCUGAGCGAGUUGAUCCCGGACGACAUUUCGUCGCUCGUCAUCGACGAAGCCAAGUUCACGUCGGCUCGCACCCUGAUUUGCGAGCUGGCUGCUGUGCAGGGGCUAACCCGCCCGCUCCGCAAGGACGAGACACGUGGCCAUCUUGCGAGGCGUGCUCGAUUGAUGAUCGUGUCGAAGAAUAUCAGCGUAGAGAAGAAUCUGGACCUGCUGCUCAAUAA